AUGGAGGUCGUUGGUGUCGUAGCCGCUGUUCCGGGCCUUAUCCAGAUCAUCCAGGCAGUGAUAACGGCAGUUCGUGGGGUAUCAAAAAAAGACGUUGCGCCAAAGGUAGCCCAGAAUCUGAUUCAAAGUCUCCAAAAUGUCGAACAAAUCCUCGAGCGCGGAAAGGAACAGGGCUUAUGGACCAAACCGCAAUUCGAACAGCACAAAUCAACCAUCAAACAGUGGACGACAGAGCUUGUCUCCCUCAAGCUUGUGCUUCAGCCUUCAAACAUCAAGAAAGAGACGCGCAGGUCUCUGAAGAAGUUUUAUCUUGUCUUGACUGAACUCGAAAAAACCCUCAAUGAGUGGUCGACCCGCCUAAGCCAUAUCCAAACUGAGCUCGUAUUAAUCAUGACGCAUAUUCAACAAGAAAUCAUGAAAGAUGUAUUGCACGAAACCGUCACUUCUCGUUUGCGAGCAGAUUUGCAUCCCUGUAGCGACAGCUUUAUUCCCGACAAAUCACCCGGGACCUGCGAAUGGAUUUGGUCACAAACGACGCUCUCUGAUUGGGUCAAAAGCUCUCCAACCAUGCCGGAUUCCUAUCUCAAGCGCACUCUUUGUAUCCAUGGCAUGAAGGGCUGCGGGAAAUCUGUGCUCAUCAAGUCUAUUGCCCAAAAACUUGGAGAUCAAGGCCAGAUCGCUCUCCAUUUUUCGUUCUGGUCUGGUGAUGAAAACCAACGAAAGCUCCAAGACCUCUUGAGAACCCUGGUAUGGCAGACUUUGAGGCGCAUUAAAGAUGCCGACCUUGAGAAAGUAUCCAAGCUAUUAACUCGAAGUGAUGGCAUCGAUAAGAGGAGCCUUGUUGAGGCAUUACGAAUUGCUUUAUCUGGUAUCAGCCAGAAGGUUUAUUGCACCAUCGACGGUAUUGAUGAGUCUUCUGAGGACUGGAACUGCAGUACCGAUGGGUGUCUCUCAACUGUUCUGGACCUGGUCAAGGAUCACACCAACCUUCACGUGCUCCUGGCUGGGCGAGAAGCCUCGUUACGAACGUUUCUCAAAAGAGCUGGGCCAAGACUGGAGAUCACAGAACAUCUCAUACGAGGCGACAUCGAGAAGCUAAUUGCUGCCGAGAUACAUGACUCACUCAAAAGCUACUCACAGGCCAUAAGGGACGAGGCCCAGAAGAGUUUAGAAGCCAAGACUCAAGUUAUGUUCCUCUGGGUAACCCUGGUCUUGAAAGAGCUGAGGCGUUGCUCUAGUGUUGAAGACGUUAGACAAACGCUUCAACAGGUUCCCCACGACCUCGAUCGCGAGUAUCAUCGACUACUUUUGCAACUCAUGAUUCGGACAAAAGGAUCACUAGCAAAGCCUUCGAUAUCGAUGAAGCGUGCGAGAUGUGUCUUGUCUUCCAUACUAGCCUGCCCUGAGCCUAUGACGGGCGAAGACCUAUGCUAUGCAUAUGCCACUCAGGCCAACAUGAAUGGCACAAUUGAGGAUGAUCUCAUCACCAUUGAUGGUAUCAUGGAUGCCUGUGGCGACUUUGUGAGGCUCACAGAAGGUCGUUAUCAUACCAUCCAUGCAUCCGCAACCGAUUUUCUAAUUAGACCAAAGAACGAAUGGGAAUCAGAAGAUGCGAAUAUUUCAUAUUUCCAGGUCGACCUCGCGGAAGCUCAGGAAUCCAUGUCCUUGGCCUGCUUCAAGUACAUCAAGUCUAUAGACCUUGGGUACCCAUUAACGGAUGGAGGAGCCCCAUCAUUACCAUCAAAAUAUAUCUUCUUCCCCUACGUUGCAAGAUAUCUCCCGUUCCAUUUAGCAGCAGCUCUACAGGAGAGUGAACAAGUAAGAAUCGAAACAUCCAAAUUUGUGAAAACACAUCACUUCUGCGCCUUGAUCGAAUUUCUUCUGGCUACGAGUGAGAACUCCCUGCCCAACGACUUCCUUGGUUCUAUGUACUAUUGGGGUGAGAUAUUUGCCAGAAUGUGGAUGGAACUGGAUCAGGCUUUUCAUCUCGAAUUGGACCGUCGAGAAAGAGACUUCGGUGAUCAAGACGAACGCUACCAAUCAUGGCUGGCUUUGGCCUUUCUCAUCCCAGAAAGUGCCCAGAAAGUGCCGGAACAGCAGGCCCGGCCCUUGAAAAGGUUUGCACGCCACAGGAGCGUGUUUGCGGAGAUGAAAGGGAAUGGAAUUUCUUUCUUGCCUCGACAUAUCGGAAACACGCAUGGACCUAUCAUUCAACGAGUGUCUGGAAGUCUUCAGGCUUUGUCCCAGAUUUUUGCGACAUUCAGAAGUACAGGCACAGACCUCCUAGCUGCGUCGGCAGAGUCGAUGCCGGUUCCAAUGCUUCUCCUUGCGGGCAGGGUUGCGAGACAACAAGGCAAUCCACUACUCGCAGAGAAGAUAGCGAUUAUCUCGGUCAAGAAGACAAACGGAAAAGGUGGCAUCUUUGAACUUUGCAGCUUGCUGCUACUUGUAGCAGUGAGAUUCUACUCGAACCAAGAUACCAGCGAAGUAACCGUGGAAAUGGUGCGAAAAUCAGUUCUAAUUGCCGAUCGCCUCCCUACUCUGCCCCAUAUACAGAUGCUCAAGGUGGAGGCCCUCCAAAUCUUGAUCCUUAUUCUGCUACAGCAUGAGAGGAAAGUGGAAGCAGAUGAAUUCAUCCGUAUGUAUGAAGAUCUUAUCGGGAGGUAUCGCAAGGAGUCCAGCAGCCGUGUGUGGGAGUACGGGCUUUGCCAUACCCGAAUUGGAACAGCGAGCAGGACAGAUGCUCUGGAAUACAUGGCCCGGAAGCUCCUAUAUACCGGUAACUACACAGUUUCCGCAGACUUCUCUGCUCAAGCCGUAGGAAUUCUGGCAGACUCAGGAUCUAAACCGACAUCUAAAGACCUGAGUUUGCUAGCCAUUAAUCGAGACUCUCUCUACAAAGCCGGCAAGCUAGAUGAGUGCAUCUCCAGCUGCCAACAACUACUGGACCACUCAACAAAGCUCUCAUCGGAGCCUAUCGUUACAGAUGCUCGAUGGCAAACCCAAAUACUUGUGGCAAGGUGUCUCGCCAUGGCAGUUGAUACAGCAGAGGCCGAUAUGUGGUUUCGUAAAGCGACGGACGAAAUAGCGCUCCUUGGUCCGGAUCAACGACACCAAAAACGUCAAAGUUGGUUCUUAUUUAUGAUGGAAGAUGUGGCGCUUAUGGGGCAGUACAGGCUUGCCCAGUCCAUGGCCCGUGAGCUACUAGAGAUCAAAAGAGUCCCACCAUCCGACGACGAGGAAGACCUGGGUUUUGGGCCGCUCGAGUCACUCGUUUCUAAGCUCAAGGACAUCAAUAGCAUAGACCCUAGCUAUCUGGAAUUCCUCCGCUGUCACUCAUUACUGAUAACAGCACAGGGCGUACGGGACAUGGCUGGAAGGGUCGAUUGGUUCGGACGGCGAUUAUGUUCAAUAUACGACGACCUUGAAUCUUUCAGUAAGAGAUUACCUCUACUCAAGCUCAAGUACAUCGACACAUGCCUCCGUCUUGAUGAUGGAUUAUUCAACGCCAUUGGUGGAUACAUAAUGCUAGGGCGUUUCUUCUUCAACCAAGGAAAUACCGAAGCAGCAGAUAUUGUUUCAUCAGACGCGGCGUCACGUAUUUUCUCAGACAUGUCUUCAGAUGACCCGUCAUGGACAUUCAGAUUAGCAAGCCAGGUCUACCUCUUCGCCGGAAAGUUUGCCAAGUGCAUUCCUUUGCUCUGCCAGGCCUAUGAAGAGUCAUUAAAUGUCAAUGGUGAUGCAGUCUUCAGUUUCGAAAUGGAGAUGGUUUACGCCUUUACGUACAUACUCGGGCUGGAAGAAUUCGAGGAAGAUCUCGAGAAGGUCGACUUGCGAUUAUCGUUUUUGGAAAAGUCCUGCGAGCAUGUAGCGAAAGCCUCUAGGGCUAGGGAUGAGAUAGACCGGUCCAAGGGCUCGGGGUCACAGGAGGAGCCGAGAGACGGCGACCAUGAUGCUGAGGAGAGUAGGAAGGAGAGGAUGGCAGAUCUAAAAGCUCGGCUAGAAGACCUUAAUGUAGGCUCUAUGUUAACCGAAGCUGUGGCUAGGUUGGGGUCGGUGGCGCCAGGAGCGGAGGUCUUAAGCGAGAAUAAUUCCUAG
Messenger RNA from Fusarium fujikuroi IMI 58289, 4098 nucleotides. RefSeq lists its product as uncharacterized. The record is from RefSeq and is a predicted model, not a curated record. Bases 1 to 4098 code for a protein of 1365 amino acids. The transcript has 2 exons. Gene Ontology annotation, molecular function: protein binding. Lineage: Eukaryota; Fungi; Ascomycota; Sordariomycetes; Hypocreales; Nectriaceae.